GGUAGAGAGAGAGAGAGAGAGAGAGAGAGAGAGCAUAACAGAGCCUUCCGAUCUAGAGAGAGAAACACAGCAUCCACACCCUUUUGAGCUACCUGACGAAAAGGGAAGAAAUUUUCGAUUUUUUUCCCCCAAGAAUGGCCUCGUUUGACGCGAUGAGCAACGAUGGCGAUUCCUACAUGGGCGGCUAUGAGUUCCCCGUGGACCCGCCGCCGCCGGGGGUCGCCGGGGAGCACGACAUGAUGAUGGGGUCAGAAGUUGGAGCCAGUUACGGUGAGGACCUCGGGCAGCAGUCCCCUGAUGUUUAUGGAUUCGCUGCAACCACGCCGAACCCGGACUUUGUGUCACCGUUCGAGGAGCCCGAGGGGGAGAAUGUGGCCGGGAAUGGGUAUGGGGCGGCGGAGGAGGAGGAGAACGGCGGCAUGUUCACAUCUGGCGGACCCGUCCUGCCACCCCCUAUCGAGAUGCUACCGGAGGAAGGAGCCGCUCUUCGCGAAUGGCGGCGUCAAAAUGCCAUCCAUCUUGAAGAGAAGGAGAAGAGGGAGAAGGAGAUGAGGAAUCAGAUCAUUGAAGAGGCUGAAGAAUACAAGCGAUCUUUCUACGAGAAAAGGAAGCUAAAUUGCGAAACAAACAAGGCUAACAACCGAGAAAGGGAGAAGCUGUAUUGGAUCAACCAAGAGAAGUUCUUCAAGGAAGCUGACCAGCAUUACUGGAAAGCUAUAGCAGAACUGAUCCCACGGGAAGUUGCCACCAUCGAAAAGAGAGGGAAGAAAGACCCCGACAAGAAGCCCUCUGUCCUGGUCAUUCAGGGCCCAAAGCCCGGGAAGCCUACCGAUCUCUCGAGAAUGAGACAAGUCCUCCUCAAGCUGAAGCAGCACCCUCCGCCACACAUGAUGCCACCCCCACCUCCCAAGGAUGAGAAAGAUGCAAAGGGAGGAAAAGAGAAAGAUGGGAAGGGAGGAAAGGCUGAUGAUAAAGACAAGGAAAAAGAUAAAGAUAAAGAUAAAGAUGAGAAGAGCAGCGGGAAAACAGCCAAAGCCGGAGAACCUGCUGGUGGUACUGCCACUGAGAAGCCAGCUUCGCCACCCAAAGAGGCUGGUGGAGAUGGUGCUGCUGCUGAUGGAGCAGCAGCGGCAUCUGCUCCUGCUGCUGCAGGUGAGGGAGAGAAAGCCGCUGAGCCAGAGGCAGUUGCUGCCGAGUGAUGAAAUUUCCCCUACCCCUGUCCCAAGGCAUCAAUUUAGGUUUACUGGGAUUCUGUUAUUUUUUCAUUAUUGGCAGUUACUCACUCUUUUGGAUGGAGAAUAAUAGAAGAGGUUCCUGUGUAGAUGCUUGAGAGCUGCAGCAUAUUACAAGGGGAUCAUCUUCCCGAUUUUUCUUUAGGUUAGGAACGAGUCGAACGACUUCUCCUCUAGGCAAACAUUUGCCAUGGUUUUUAACUUCCACAUUAAUUAGCAGAAGUUUUUGUGCUG
Molecule: messenger RNA, 1466 nt
Organism: Punica granatum (pomegranate)
Lineage: Eukaryota; Viridiplantae; Streptophyta; Magnoliopsida; Myrtales; Lythraceae
Source: RefSeq, a predicted model, not a curated record